GCCGGGCGGCCCGGGUGGCUGGAGGGGGGUCCGCUGCCCAAGAAUGGGAAUUCUCUUCACCAGGAUAUGGAGACUAUUCAAUCACCAGGAGCACAAAGUUAUCAUUGUUGGGCUGGAUAAUGCAGGGAAAACUACCAUCCUUUACCAAUUUUCUAUGAAUGAAGUUGUACAUACAUCACCUACAAUAGGAAGUAAUGUAGAAGAAAUCGUGAUUAAUAAUACACGUUUUCUAAUGUGGGAUAUUGGUGGCCAAGAAUCUCUUCGUUCUUCUUGGAACACUUACUAUACUAACACAGAGUUUGUAAUAGUUGUUGUGGACAGUACAGACAGAGAAAGGAUUUCUGUAACUAGAGAAGAACUCUAUAAAAUGUUAGCCCAUGAGGACCUACGGAAAGCUGGAUUGCUGAUUUUUGCUAAUAAACAAGAUGUUAAAGAAUGCAUGACUGUAGCAGAAAUCUCCCAGUUUUUGAAACUAACGUCUCUUAAAGAUCACCAGUGGCAUAUCCAGGCAUGCUGUGCUCUUACUGGCGAGGGAUUAUGCCAAGGACUUGAAUGGAUGAUGUCACGACUUAAGAUUAGAUGAUCUCUACUGACCUCUUCUCACAGACUUUGUAUAAACGAAGUGCUGGACUUUACCUGAAAGCUGCAAAAAUUAAUGGUUUAGAUAUAUUUAUAAUAAACUGAUUUAAACUUUUUUCUAUAAGAAGAAAAAUUAAGACCACUUGUUUGAAAACAAAGAUGAAGUCUCACUUUCCAAUCUGCUUUCUCAUUGUUCCUUCCAAAGCAAGGUCUUUAAAGCUGUGAUUGCUAUUUUUUUCAUAAUGAAUCCUCUCAGGACACUGUAUAGCCUGUGGUAAGUACAAAGGGAGAGGAAGACAUUUUUCACUUUAAGAGCUUUAUUGUCAGUAUAACCCUCCCUAGUUGAAUGUUAUUCUCUUCGUGUUCCAUUAAGUCAAAAUACAAAUCAGCACAGAUACUCAGUUUCCAAUUAAUGUUAAUUAUGAAAAGUAUUUUGCAUAAGGUUGUGUAUGUAUUGUGUAUAUACCUCAAAUUCAAGUUUAUGGCUUUGAUUAUGUUCUAAGGAAAAGCAAAUAACACAAAAAAUAAUAAUAUCCUUUGUUAAUAAUCAUAAUGAGAUGAGUACUGGCAUUGGUGUUAAGUGCCAUUUUGUGCUUUGCCCCUUGUUUUCUGUAUUGUACUGACCAAUCCCCAAAAUCAUUGAGCUGCUCUUAAAAAAAAAGAAAGAAAAAAAGAAGAAAGCUCAACAGUGUGUACCUAUUUUUUGUUGAUCAAAUUACAUACAUGAAAACAUGUAAUCCAACGGAGUGGAGUCUCUGCAGAUUUUUGGCUUAGUAUUAUGAAUGGACAGAAUUUCACGUUGAGCAAUUACCAGAUUGUUUCCUUUAUUGGAUCUGUGCCAUCUAAUUUCUAAAUUCUCUAAAUGAGAAAAUUGUUAAUCCAUUAAUCAAUCAUUAAUUGUGAUUAAAAUUAUCAGGUGAUUUUUUUUCCAACAUUAAUGGGAAGCUGUUGUGUAAAAUAUGUCUACCCAGAGAAGUAUCACCCUAUAAAUAUUAAUCAAAUAAUUUACCUAGAGUCUUCUUAGGUAUUGAAUUAUAUGUCAAUCAUUUAAAGGGAGUUUGAGAUGAAAAGCUUAUUUUUUAAACAACAAAGGUUAUUUCUUAAUUUGAAAAUUUCUCAUUUUAAGAAUUGGGAUAGUUUGAGAUUUUUUGUUUCUAUAUGUUUUCUUUUAUCUUCCUAACACCACAUGAAUGCAUUAACGAUUAUAAGAUACAAACUUUUUUUAGUGCUUUUAAGAAUUUGAUUUAAAAGUUGAUCAACAUGAUAUAUUAUUUUUACAAAGAAGUAACUUGGCCCCAAAUAUCUUAUGUUUGCUUAGGAUAUUUUUUUUCACUGAAAAUGGAAAGAUAUGAAGGUAGAAGGUAUUUCUGUUGUAAUUGUAAGCAAACUUAUCCUAAAUGUGUUCAAACAUAUUUUUGGGUACUCUCUUUGUAUAUGUUUCAUGCCCUGAAAAUCUGAAGGCUGAUCCAAACUGGCAUAUUUUAGAAUAUUGAAGAAAAAAAAUAACUACUUUUAAUACCAGCCUUUUAGAUUUCACGCAGAUUUUGAUGAGGAAUAAUAGUAUAUACCGCAAGCAUUGACAAAACUUUGAAAGUUUCUUUCUGUAAAAUAUACUCAAUAUCUAAAUCCAAGUCAGGCAUGGGAGAUCAGUGUUUUUAACAGUGGAUGUUUUGUGUUUUAUAUUUAUAUUACAAUGUUCAUAAUGCAAGUAUAACAUUUUAAUAUUUGUCAACUUGCUUUUACAAAAGUAAAUUCUAAAUUACUAAGUUUUAUUUGUUCAUAUGUUCUCAUACCUUUUCAAAUCACUAUUAGGAAUUACUUGUUUUAUAUUAAAAACUCCCUUAAAAACCCAAAUCUAUUUUGCAGAUGUUGCAUUUUCAUCUGAGAUAAAUAUUCUGUGAAGUAGUCCAGCAAAUUCACAUCUUUUACCCUUUUUAUCUUUUCGUUUGAAUAGUCAUGGCUUAGUCCUGUGGGUUGCUGCCGCAUCAGUUCAGUGCUGUACCAGCACUUGCCCUUCUCGUCAGGGUGUUGGCUAAAAUUUAUCCUUAGCUGGAUGUUUAAAGCAUGCACUACAUUGUUACAGUUGGUUUAGUGUGGUAGGUGACUGACAUGGCAUCAUGAGAAUGCAUGAAAUCUUAUACCACAUUUACAAAACAUGAUUUUUUGUUACAUUCUACCUUCUAGGCUAAACAUUAGAAAUAAGAUUGUACCUAUACGCUUGUACAUAAAACCAAAAUUACAAUGACAAAAAAAUUUUAAUUCAUGUAUGAAUAUACAUCAAGAUAAUUUUAACAGUAUUAUUUCCAAAUAUGAUGGAGAGUCUCAUGAGUAGUCAUACUGGCAAUUUAUAUGCAGUUUAAAUAGAAGUAAGCAAAGGGCAGUGCUUUUGGUUUUUAAUAUGCUACUUUUGGGUGUAAACAACCAUCUUGUUUAGAGUCAUUGUGCUCACCUUUGAAAAGAACAAAGCUUCAUACCUCUGUACAUGUGGCUGGAUUUGAAUAUCCUUGUUUGAUAUUAAUUUUGAAAGUCAUAUAAUUAUUCUUGAUAUCUUGGUAAAAGUAACCAUAUGCUAUAAGCAUUUAAAUAUGUUUAAUUUUGUGAUAAUAGCAUUUAUAAAGUAUAUCUUACACAUUAUAUUGAGGAGUCUAGUUAGAAAGUUUUCAGUUCUAUCUUCUUUGGCUCUUAUAAUGGGCAAAGAAUACAGUGAAGGCAGGUGGUUUGGGGGGCAGGGGAAAGUGGGUAUGGGAUAUGACAUUUUGCCUUAAGAAUAAAAAAAAGUGCUUUAGCACUGCUGGCUGGCACUUUUAAUGCAGAUAAAGUGAUUUUAGAAGUGUGGCGUGAAAUAGAAGAGUUUGUUUUCUGGCCUUUAAGAAGUGCCUAGUAGGUAGUUACAGAAAAGUAUAGGGAGCUUGAGGAAAGGCAGGAAGUCCCUGAGAUAUUCUUUUCUUUUUUGUCUCAGUGUAUAGAAUUAAGAUGCCUAGAAAUGGGAUUCUGUUGUCCUCUCUCUUGUAGGCACUUUACAUUUCUUGCUGUGACCACAGCAACCACAUACAGUACAGACAACCUCAAAAUCUGUUUAUAUUAGUGUAAAUAGAAAAACUGUAAACAACUAGAUUUCUAGUUUUCUCUGCAGGCAUUUUUGGGAAUGUAUCUGUAGUGUGUUCUACUUUGUAUCUAGAGGAUAACAGCACAUCCCAGAUUUUUCUGUGGACUUUGGGGUCAUCUUCUCUGUUACCCAGUUGUAUCCUGUCAUCAGUCCCUCUUUCAAAGCUGGGUAGAGACAAGGUUUCUUUGCAUGACUUAUCUUUGACCCCUCCCAACUGUCCAAAUAUCUAGAACUUCUUGCUGCAGAUCAGCUUUCCCAUAGCUCAGCCAUCCCUUGCUCCCCUGUAUCUUCAUUCACCAUCAGUGAAGGUAUGUUACUCAAUCCUGGAGGUAUUCUAAACUUUGCCUUAAAGCCAUCAUUCCCCAAACCACCAGUUUCUAAGUAGGUUCUCUAGUUCUUUGCUAUCUCCCCACCACUGGCUUGAUUUAUCAAUUUGUACUUUGCUCAUUAGAGAGUAUUGUCAGGGUUGUUGAGUACAUCAGAAGACUGGCUUGCUGUAUAUACAGCAUAUAAAUGCCAGUAGUAAAAUCCUACUAUAUUUAACAUAUUAAUGUUUCUUAGUUUUAGCUUCAUAUGCUGAAAAGUAGAUUCAGUAGAUUCAGAAAGAUAACAGAACUACCUAGACUUUUCCAGCUCCUUAAGCUGCUAGUUAGGCAUGGAAGGGAUGAAGUUACGUGUAUUUUAUCUUCCCAUUACCAACAAUGGAUUGCGUUUUGGAGGAUACCUGUGCAAACAACUUGAGUUAGAAGAAGAUGCCAAACCAAAUUUAUAUGUAGUGUUUACCCCAAAGACAUCCUUAAAACCAUUGCCCACAUUCUAUUUUUUUCCUCAUAGUUACGUAAAGAACACAAACAUUAGAUGUCUAAAGGAAUUAGUAAUGAGAAGCCUGUCUUUGCAAAAUAAACCUGUUGAAAUAGGCUUUAAAAGACAUCAAAGUCAGCCAUCAUGUGUUGAAUCUGUAUAGAUGUAGAUACAAUAUAGAAAGUACUGAUUUAAAGUUCACCCUAUACAAAAAUAGAACUUCUAUCUCAUGCUCCCUCAAAGAAUGUGUGAUAGUUUCAAGACCAUAUUGGUGAAAUAAAGGAAAAAAAAAUUUUAGACUUUGGAUGCUAAAAAAAAAUUACUGUUUCUAUUAAACCCUAAAGUGGUGUGUGGAAUUGUGAAGAAAUUGUAACAGGAUACAGUUGGGUUAAUUAUGCAAUUUUUUAAAUCAAUUGUCUAGUCGUUAUGUAUUGUUCUUAAAACUAAACUCUGUGGUCUUGCCUGCUAGAUACGUUGUUCUUUGAAAGAAGAUUCCCAUAGUCUAUACCCAAGAAGUGCCUAAAAUUAAUUUGUGUGGGAUUUUAAGUCCAUCUAAUAAAGUAUAUGUGUUUUCUAUGGUAUUAUAUGUGCUUGGUGUACUGGUGACAAAGCCCUGAGAAUUUCUAAGUCACAGUUUGUGCUUUAUUUGAGUAAAAAAAAAAACAAACAACAAAAACAGAAGAAACCUAGAUAACAAACCAUAGUUUAGGAAACAUGAGCAAAACCAUUUUUUCUCUUUUCCUAAUAAAAAUAUUCUGUUGCCCUUUUGCUAAGGUAGAGGCUAGAAAACUGAACCCUGUUUCUGUUUUUUAAAAAAUAGUUUUCACACACAGAAAAUUAUAUUGUGUGUUUUAAAACCUUAGUGAAACUUUAUCGCUUAUUUAAGAGUAGCCUCUUAACUCUUCUCAUACUUAGUGGUUAGUAAUUUUGAUCAUAUUGUUUAGAUCUUGAUCCAUUUUGUGUGUGUGCAUGCCCAAAUCCUUCCUCUUUGUUUAGAUUCUACUUACAAACUAAAAUAUUUGAUAGACUCCUAUUAUGUUUCUCAUAUUUCCCUUCUUCCCUCCCUCCCUCCCUUCCUUUUUUUCUGACCAUAGAGUGUGACUCUAAAUUCUGGGGGCAGAGACUUGACUGUAUUUUCAGUGAUUUACAAUUACAUUGUGUUUAUAUUUUAGAUCAUCUUGCAUGCAAAGUGAAAUGUGUACAUGAUUUUAAAUAAUUGUAUACUAUUCUCUUCUCCAAAACCUCUUACAUUGGUGAUAUACAGAAUUCCUCUAAUUAUUUUUGCUUGAACUAGUCAUUUAGAUUGGAUAGCCUUUUCUUAGAUUAUGUCCCUCUAUGGUUUUUUUGAGAGGAGGUGAUACCUGCAGAGCACUUUUAAAAAUCUUUUCUGGGUUAAUUAAGUUCAAGAUAACACAUUGAGGAGGAAGCUCUAAUUAUGUCUAAGCAGGGCUCUUUUGGUUGCUAGAGAUGAGAAAAAUGUAUACUAAUUUUAAUUUGUGCUUAAAAUACAUCUUACUAACAGUAUUGAUUUUAAAUAUAACAAAUUCUUGAAGAUAGUCUUCCUUCUUUAUUGUAUUUUCCUAGAGAAGCCUACAUGAAAAUGUGUUCCAAGUAGUCUAUUUGUAUAACUGCCCCUCGCAAAUUGAGCUGUAUGUAUAUUGACAUAGUUGAAGCCACAUUUAAUACAAGAAGGAAUUAGGAAAAACCUCUGAAAGUUUUUAGGUUUGUUGUAUCGGAAUUUCUAAUAUGAUAAAAGGUUUUGAGUCAAGCUUUGUAUGCACAAAGAGGCAGAAGAAUCUGUCUUCUCUCUUUAUCGUUUUUUGAACUUGUGUUUCUCUGUAUCAUAAGAAAAUUUUACCCUCAAGGAAUAUUCCAAAAAGUAAGGAUCUUAGAGCACUUGGGUGCUUUUAUAGUUCAUCGCUGCUGAUGUGUUAGACACCUAGGGAAAUAAUGUUUCAGGUCUUUCUUGACAAGACAACUUCAUGGAUGGCUGGAGAAUAUUUCUGUUUUUGCAGAGGUUGGGAGGGAAUGGGCAGAUUGGAAUAGGGACCUCUCCAUUGGUAAAGCAGUCUUAUCAGCUGCUUUGCAGAUGUGUUACUUCAUUAUACUUGUAACAGUGUUUUUAUGUCCAUAACUCACUAAACUGUCAAGCUCCAGAAAUGUAAGAUAUUGGUCAGGUGACCAGUGGUAGGGCCUUGUUUAUUAAGAAAUAAAGGAAUUAUGUCAAGAUAUGUUUGGGGGGAAAUGAAAAAUAAGUAAGGUUUUACUGGUGAAUUUCCAUGUUUAAUAUGUAUAUUAACUUUUUUUUUUAAGUUGCAUGUUAACCUGGGAUAAAGUGUUGUCUCUGCUUUAUGCUUUGAGUAAAAAAAAAAAAAAAUGGGUUAAACUGUUACUAUUAUGUACUAUUACAUAUACCUUUUCUUUUAGAAGGGGUUAAUUAUAAUUAUUAUUCACA
Messenger RNA from Leptonychotes weddellii (Weddell seal), 6941 nucleotides. The record is from RefSeq and is a predicted model, not a curated record. Lineage: Eukaryota; Metazoa; Chordata; Mammalia; Carnivora; Phocidae.